AUGUCUCUGAAGUUGAAAUUAUUUCUGAUUUUUCUGAAUAUUUCUUUAUUUUCUUGUGCUUCGAAUGCAGUCGAACGAUAUACAAAGAAAUUCAAUCCGAAAGUAUUGAAAGAAGGCGAUCAUAUCAGUCGUAAAUAUCCGAAACACUUGAUGGAAGUAACGAUGAGUUUUGGCAUGACGGAAGAAAAAAUAUUAUUUAUUGAAGCAGUUAUCGAAGACAAUUUUACAGAUCGUUUCGAUACGGACUCUCUGAACAAAAUACAAGAGACAGUUCAAAAGUACCUUGGCGGCUAUUGGAGUAUUCAGUUCUACGAUGAUCCCUACAUGUUCUUUUCAACUUCUUUCAAAAGAAGUCCUAGCUUUAUUGUUCUGGAUGUUAAUGGAAAAGGGGUUGCCGUUGUGAAAGAUCGCUGA
Messenger RNA from Caenorhabditis remanei, 414 nucleotides. RefSeq lists its product as uncharacterized. The coding region runs from base 1 to 414 and encodes 137 amino acids. Lineage: Eukaryota; Metazoa; Nematoda; Chromadorea; Rhabditida; Rhabditidae. The transcript is spliced from 3 exons. The record is from RefSeq and is a predicted model, not a curated record.